AUGCUGCGAACUGCUCUUACUCGAUACACUCGCGCUCUGCCGGCCUCGACGCGCGGUCUGGCUGCGUCCGUACGCGCCAAGCACACGCUCCCCGACCUUGCGUACGACUACGGAGCGCUGGAGCCUUCGAUCUCGGGCCAGAUCAUGGAGCUGCACCACACCAAGCACCACCAGACGUAUGUCAACGGCCUCAACACUGCCGAGGACCAGCUUGCCGAGGCGCUGCACAACAAGGACGUCAAGAGCGCCAUCGCGCUGCAGAAGGCCAUCAACUUCAACGGCGGCGGACAUAUCAACCACACGCUCUUCUGGGAGAACCUCGCACCCAAGAAGAACGGUGGUGGUGAGCUGUCCAACGGCGCGCUCAAGGACGCUAUCGACCGCGACUUCGGCAGCCUCGAUGGACUCAAGCAGAAGUUCAACGCCCAGAUCGCCGCGAUUCAGGGAUCCGGCUGGGGCUGGCUCGGUUACAACCCCCAGACCAAGAAGCUCGACAUCGUCACGACCGCUAACCAGGACCCUCUGCUGUCCCACGUGCCUCUGAUCGGCGUGGACGCAUGGGAGCACGCAUUCUACCUGCAGUACCAGAACGUCAAGGCCGACUACUUCAAGGCCAUCUGGGAAGUGAUCAACUUCAAGGCUGCCGAGGAGCGUCUCCAGAAGGCCCAGUAG
Moesziomyces antarcticus is the source of this 672-nucleotide messenger RNA. Its product is annotated as manganese superoxide dismutase. The record is from RefSeq and is a predicted model, not a curated record. Gene Ontology annotation, biological process: superoxide metabolic process. The transcript is spliced from 2 exons. Lineage: Eukaryota; Fungi; Basidiomycota; Ustilaginomycetes; Ustilaginales; Ustilaginaceae. Gene Ontology annotation, cellular component: mitochondrion. Gene Ontology annotation, molecular function: superoxide dismutase activity; metal ion binding. The coding region runs from base 1 to 672 and encodes 223 amino acids.